Messenger RNA from Penicillium griseofulvum, 741 nucleotides. RefSeq names its product microtubule-binding protein BIM1 (gene eb1). Bases 1 to 741 code for a protein of 246 amino acids. The record is from RefSeq and is a predicted model, not a curated record. Gene Ontology annotation, cellular component: microtubule organizing center; cytoplasmic microtubule; microtubule plus-end. Gene Ontology annotation, biological process: protein localization to microtubule plus-end; regulation of microtubule polymerization or depolymerization; spindle assembly. Gene Ontology annotation, molecular function: microtubule plus-end binding. NCBI's taxonomy places the organism in Eukaryota, Fungi, Ascomycota, Eurotiomycetes, Eurotiales, Aspergillaceae. The transcript is spliced from 6 exons.
AUGGGUGAAUCCAGACAGGAACUGCUGGCAUGGCUCAACAACCUGCUGCAGCUGAACCUUACCAAGAUUGAACAGUGUGGAACCGGUGCUGCCCUCUGCCAGAUCUUCGAUUCGAUUUUCAUGGAUGUUCCCAUGUCCCGGGUCAAGUUUAACGUCAACACUGAAUAUGCCUACCUCCAGAACUUCAAGAUUCUUCAGAAUGUCUUCGCCCGUCACCAGGUCAACAAGCCCGUCCCCGUCCAGUCCCUCACAAAGUGUCGCAUGCAAGACAACCUGGAAUUCCUUCAAUGGGUUAAGAAAUACUGGGACCAACACUACCCUGGUGGUGAAUACGACUCCGUUGGUCGACGCAAGGCCUCCGGCGCCCCCGCAGCCGCCCCCGGUUCCCGCGCCCCCUCUGCCAGUAGCGCACGCCGUGGAGUGACCCCAACAACCGGCGGCGUCCGUCCCCGCGUCGCCGUCGGUGCCGCCAGUGGAGCGGCCACCGCUGCCCUGCAACAGGAGAUCUCUACACAGAAGGAAGCCAUCGCCGGACUGGAGAAGGAACGCGACUUCUACUUCGCUAAGUUGCGCGACAUUGAGCUCCUGCUCCAGAGUGCCAUUGAAGCCGAUCCCGAGCUCGAAAAGGAGGAAGACACGCUUGUUAAGCACAUCCAAGGAAUUCUAUACUCGACCGAGGACGGCUUCGAGAUUCCCGCCGAAGGAGAAGAGGUUGCUGGUGACGAGCUCGAGACUUUCUAA